Molecule: messenger RNA, 2136 nt
Organism: Nerophis ophidion (straightnose pipefish)
Lineage: Eukaryota; Metazoa; Chordata; Actinopteri; Syngnathiformes; Syngnathidae
Product: mucin-2-like
Exons: 3
Coding region: 1-2136 (711 amino acids)
Source: RefSeq, a predicted model, not a curated record
AUGGUGCAGCAAGAUGUAACCGUGCAGACGGCCUCAGGCCGCCUCCACAUGACCACUAUUGAUCUUAAUCUUUAUCCGGCCUUUACGGGAGGAGGCGUCAGAUCUGGAACAACAAACCUUGAUGGAACAUUUUUGGCCUUCUCCGGGUCUGAUCUGACGAGCGAGCGUCCGUCCCAGCUCACCUCCACCCAACUUGCUGCCACCGUCAGCACCGCCUGCACGCCCCCAAAAGUCAACACCGCCUGCACGCCCCCAAAAGCCAACAGUCAACACCGCCUGCAUGCCCCCAAAAGCCAACAGUCAACACCGCCUGCAUGCCCCCAACAGCCAACAGCCAACACCGCCUGCACGCCCCCAACAACCAACAGUCAACACCGCCUGCACGCCCCCAACAGCCAACAGUCAGCACCGCCUGCAUGCCCCCAACAACCAACAGCCAACACCGCCUGCACGCCCCCAACAACCAACAGUCAACACCGCCUGCACGCCCCCAACAACCAACAGUCAACACCGCCUGCAUGCCCCCAACAACCAACAGUCAACACCGCCUGCACGCCCCCAACAACCAACAGCCAACACCGCCUGCACGCCCCCAACAACCAACAGUCAACACUGCCUGCACGCCCCAACAACCAACAGUCAACACCGCCUGCACGCCCCAACAACCAACAGUCAACACCGCCUGCAUGCCCCCAACAGCCAACAGUCAACACCGCCUGCAUGCCCCCAACAGCCAACAGUCAACACCGCCUGCAUGCCCCCAACAGCCAACAGUCAACACCGCCUGCACGCCCCCAACAGCCAACAGUCAACACCGCCUGCACGCCCCCAACAACCAACAGCCAACACCGCCUGCACGCCCCCAACAACCAACAGUCAACACCGCCUGCAAGCCCCCAACAACAAACAGUCAACACCGCCUGCACGCCCCCAACAACCAACAGCCAACACCGCCUGCACGCCCCCAACAACCAACAGUCAACACCGCCUGCACUCCCCCAACAGCCAACAGUCAGCACCGCCUGCAUGCCCCCAACAACCAACAGCCAACACCGCCUGCACGCCCCCAACAACCAACAGUCAACACCGCCUGCAUGCCCCCAACAACCAACAGUCAACACCGCCUGCACGCCCCCAACAACCAACAGCCAACACCGCCUGCACGCCCCCAACAACCAACAGUCAACACCGCCUGCACGCCCCAACAACCAACAGUCAACACCGCCUGCACGCCCCAACAACCAACAGUCAACACCGCCUGCAUGCCCCCAACAGCCAACAGUCUACACCGCCUGCACGCUCCCAACAACCAACAGUCAACACCGCCUGCACGCCCCCAACAGCCAACAGCCAACACCGCCUGCACGCCCCCAACAACCAACAGUCAACACCGCCUGCACUCCCCCAACAGCCAACAGUCAGCACCGCCUGCAUGCCCCCAACAACCAACAGCCAACACCGCCUGAACGCCCCCAACAACCAACAGCCAACACCGCCUGCACGCCCCCAACAACCAACAGUCAACACCGCCUGCACGCCCCCAACAACCAACAGUCAACACCGCCUGCACGCCCCCAACAACCAACAGUCAACACCGCCUGCACGCCCCCAACAAUCAACAGUCAACACCGCCUGCACGCCCCCAACAACCAACAGCCAACACCGCCUGCACGCCCCCAACAACCAACAGCCAACACCGCCUGCACGCCCCCAACAACCAACAGUCAACACCGCCUGCACGCCCCCAACAACCAACAGUCAACACCGCCUGCACGCCCCCAACAACCAACAGUCAACACCGCCUGCACGCCCCCAACAACCAACAGUCAACACCGCCUGCACGCCCCCAACAACCAACAGCCAACACCGCCUGCACGCCCCCAACAACCAACAGCCAACACCGCCUGCACGCCCCCAACAACCAACAGCCAACACCGCCUGCACGCCCCCAACAACCAACAGUCAACACCGCCUGCACGCCCCCAACAACCAACAGUCAACAACGCCUGCACGCCCCCACAGCCAACAGUCAACACCGCCUGCAUGCCCCCAACAACCAACAGUCAACACUGCCUGCACACCCCCAACAACCAACAGCCAAGCAGGACUUCCUCUCUUGCAACAAACGUGCCGUAA